CUCCAUGUCGAACUACAGGACGCGGUGUCACCUUGAACACCGCUCGCCGCACACUUACCGCUGCCGCCACCGGUUCAUCGCGGCAGGAGGCGGCUUGGUUUUAAAGUUCACCUAUGUCUUCUCAAGAUUGUCUUGAAAUAGUCGUCUCGCUGGGGUUUUUUUUUUACGCCGGAUUUCAGAAUGGGAGUAGUACUGCGGAAUCUCCAAAAGGUGGUGCCUCUUCGCCGCGCGAGGCUGCGCAAGGACGUGGACACACUGAGGCACAUACUGGGAGUGCAGAAAUUCGACCUGGGCAUCAUUUGCGUGGAUAACCGCAGGAUUCAGCAAAUUAAUAACGUAUAUAGAAAGAAAAACGUGCCUACGGAUGUGCUCUCAUUUCCAUUCUACGAGGACCUGAGACCUGGAACGCUGCCCUGCCCCCUUCACAGAGAUGAGCUGAACCUUGGGGACAUUUUCUUGGGGGUCGAGUUUCUGAUGAAGCAGUGUCAGGAAGAAUCCCUAGAUCUGCACGGAGCCCUCACCGUUGUCACUGCACAUGGUAUCUGCCACCUGCUGGGCUACAGACACGAGACAGAGGAAGAAUGGACUGAGAUGCUGCAGAGGGAAAGCUACAUACUGAGUGAGUACAACAGACUCACAGGGAGACAUCUGGAGCCACUGACGAAGCGAUGCAGUCAGGAUAGGUGACGGUCACCUGCUCACUACGUGUACUAUGGUGCUUCAUAUUGUUGUUCAGUCCUGUUAUCAGGUGGGACUACUGUUUUGUUCACUUUCAUGCCCUCCUUCCUAACCAAACGUAAAGGACACGGUCUCACAAGGUGGGGCAACGGGACUUUAAUCACCUGGCAGUACCCUUUUUCAAACAUCAAAUUCAAAGUCUGUGCACUUUCACUGGAAUAUUUUAUUAAAAUCUGCUUUAGGAAGA
Molecule: messenger RNA, 925 nt
Organism: Micropterus salmoides (largemouth bass)
Lineage: Eukaryota; Metazoa; Chordata; Actinopteri; Centrarchiformes; Centrarchidae
Gene: ybey
Product: ybeY metalloendoribonuclease
Exons: 4
Coding region: 181-687 (168 amino acids)
Biological process (GO): rRNA processing
Molecular function (GO): metalloendopeptidase activity
Source: RefSeq, a predicted model, not a curated record